AUGGCCGCCGCCGUUGCCAAACUCAACGUCACGAUUUCCAAGCCGCUCCCUAUGGUUUCCCAAAAGCACGUAGAUCCCCCAGCCCCUUCCACUUCUCGGCAACCCCCGCCAUCGGAGCACCAACCGAAGACAUUCAGUCGGCUACGUUCCUCUUUGGAGCAGAGUUUGCGGACCGCGACCAAGUCAAAGGCCAAGGGUCCCGCGCCCGUCGACGAGUCGGGAGUGCUCUCCCAUGGUGCAGGCAAGGGCAAGGGAAGAGCAUCCGAGGACGAUGGCCCUAAGGAGAAGGAGAAAGCCAGAUCGCGGAUGCUAUCUAAAGUUUCGUUCCGCCGGCCGGGCAGAGAUGUAUCUUCGCCCUCACCCGUGCCACCUGUGCCUCCUCUGUCCGUCGAAGAAAGAGGCGACGCUGCGCGGGGGAACGGGGCUCGGGCUCAGGACAAAGUUCGAGUCGCUGGCCAUACGAGCUUCUUGACGCCCUCGUUGCGACAGGCCUCCAUGUCUUCCCCCGCCUUGCACCUGUCGGCGCAGUCCGUUUCCUCCCCCUUCACCCAGCCCUUCGCGCUCCCCAGCGGGUCCACCUCCAAUGUUGCAGCUCUCGUAUCGCCACCUAGAGACCGUGCUCGAAAGUCCAGCGUUCAGCCCGCCGUAAGUACCAAGGACAUCAGCGGCCCAGCUCCUCUGGUUCCCAAACGAGAUACCCGCGCCAACGGCACGUCCUCACCAUCCCCCAGGGAUCACGAGCAGCGACCAUCCAAGAGUCGACCGGCCCCCCUCACGCUCUCUCGCGACCGUGCUCGCUCACCACCUCCGGAGACCCCGACGCGCAAGUCCAGGGACACGACGAGAUCACCUGAUCUAUCACCCCCGGGCUCGCCGUCGCCUCGAGGGAUCGGCGUGAGCUCGAGAAGGGCAGCGGCAAGCGCGAGCCAUCUCCCUCUCGGCCUCGGAUCCCCCCCGUCCACCCCACACACGCCCCGUGCGACCAGUCCGAUCCAGCCCCGUUCGUCGUCCCGCACGUCCACGCGCACACCGACACGGGUGAUUCCCUCCGCGUCCUCGUCAUCACAUCUCCCGCUCGCAUCGACGUCCUCUGCCGCCUCCGGUCGACGGCCCUCCUUCGACGCCCGUCGACCAUCAAUAGAUGCCCGUAGACCCUCCUUGGACGCUCGCCCCAGCAACAUCUCGCCAUCGCCGUCCAGCUCUAGAGCGGGCUCGCCAAUAGCCCCUGCCGCCCGCACUCGCGCCGUCUCCCCGACGCAGCGCAACUACUCGCCCGGCUACCAGAACCGCCUGUACAAUGCCUCCACGACGUCGCUCGCCGCCUCUGCGCCUUCGAAUCCGGAACACAGGGAAUCGAUCCGGGCGGCGACGUCGUUCCUGUGCAAGGAGAUGCUCAAACCACCGUCGCAGGUGAACAAGUCCAGCUUGGACCCGAAGGAGUACGAUGAGGUCGAGGCCCGGUUGCGGGCGCUGGCGCGCUUAGAACGCAUCUGGACGCGGACGGGGGCCAUGGGGAGCACGACGCAGGUCAACUUGGCGGGGCAGGGCAGCGGCGUCGCGUCGGGGAGCGAUGAGAAGGAGAGGCGGCUGUUCGCGGAGGCGUUGCGGGAUGGUUAUGUUCUGUGCCAAUGCCUGAACAAGCUCUUCCCGGGCACGGUCGCGCGGGUCGACCGGCGCGAGGACGGGUUCGUGCGCACGUCGAACGUCACGAAGUUCCUCGCGGGGUCAUCGUCGGUCGGACUUGGGGCGGACGAGCUCUUUCACCGCGAUGACCUCAUCGAGGCCACGGGCGAGUCGCUCUCAAGGGUCGCCAAGUGCGUUCUCGCGCUGUCGCGGCUCGCGGAAUUCCCGGGGGUGGACAAGUCGAAGAUCAUGCAGGGGCAGGCUGGAGGGCGUGCGGCGAGCAGCCCUUAUGGGCAGAACGGCCGCGCGGCCGCGUCCACGCCCAACCUCAGCAUGUCGCAGCUCCAGCGCUCGACGUCGCCUGUUGGCCCCGGCUCGCCUGGCGUGCGGAAGAGGUGGAGUCCGCACCAGCAUUUGCCCACGGUCCGUUCCGAUAGCCCUAACGAGGAGUCGAGCGACGGCCAGACGGUGAACAACGACGACGUCUUCGGCAGCACCCCCAACACCAACGAGUCGCGGUCCAGCCCCCGAGACAGGGAUGAGAUGCGGCCGUCUGUCCCUCCACGCUCCCCCCUGCGCGUCCGACCCGUCGUCGAGCGGAUAUCUAUAGCUGACUCGACCCGUGCGUCCAUGGGCGACUCGGUCAUCGGCUCCCUCGCGGAGUCCGUCGAGCUCCCGGUCCCUGUGGGGAUGCGUCAGUCCCAGGCGUCAAGCAACCUCACCGACACGACCAUGUUCUCCAGCCUCCUCGAGCCGCCGCGGAGCCCGGGGAGCCAGAACAAGUUCGGGACGAUCCGCACCGUGACGACCGAUGCGACGUCCUUUGUGGCCUCGGACGCGCCGUCCAUCACGCGCACCGAGGGCAGCUCCAUCGCGCCGUCGUUCAAGGAGGAGGGCCGGAAGCGCGCCGUCGACUCGCCCAUCCGGGCCUCCCGCGAGCGGCGGCCGAGCGAGACGGCCAUCGUCGACCUGUCGAGGGUCGUGGAGGAGACGGAGGACGGCGCGACGAGCAGGACGCGGUCGGACAGGACGGAGUCGGACAAGGCUCGGUCCCCGGCGAGAGCCGUGCCUAUCAAGCUCGGGAAGGGGAAGUGGCCCGACGACUUCAUCGGCUUGGACGCGUUCCAGGCGCCGAAGUCGUCCGUUUUGGACGAGGACGAGGACGACGACUCGUUCGGCGUGUCGGUCCACACGCCCCUUUCCGUCUCGCCGCCACGCAGCAAGCUCGCGUUUUCGGCGCGGCCGGCGAACGAGAGCGUCGAGUCCCUGCCGCAGUUCCCGCGGCGGCCGACGCACCGCGCGCGGCACAGCGUGGACACGCCCGGGUUGUUGCCCAAGGACCAGCUGCUGCGGCGCGACUCGUCCCCGGACGCGAGCGGCUCGCCGCCGCGCCGGAUCGUCCUGAGGCGCAGCAGCUCGAAGGCGCCGAGUAACCGCAAUGGCAUCUACAUCCCGCGCAAUGAGGGCUCUGCUUCGCCUGAGGACGCGAGCAGCGACGUCGCCGUGCCGUUCCCCCGCACGGUGUCGGGCGAGCACUCGACGCCCCCCGGGGCUGGCUUCGUGUUCCCGUCCGCGUCGCCCGACGGGUCGAAGACGGACCUGCUGAACGGCGGCGCGGCGCCCGACCGCCCUCGGCUCCUGCGGGGCCGGUUCCAGAGCGAGGUCGACGCGGCGGGCUCGCGCAGGAAGCCGCGGCCGAACUCGUUCGACGAGUACGGGGCGAAGCCGGCGAGGCGGUCGAGGUUCGAGAGCAUGGUCAACCUGGGGGUCGCGUCGAGCAACGCCAGUGCGAGCGACCUUAUGUCCCGCGAUUCCUACGAUGGGAGCGCGGUUCGGCAGACGUUGAUCGUCCGGGAGGACGGCAAGGCACCGACCCAAUUCCAACUGGGCAAUUGCAUCGGACGUGGGCAGUUCGGCGCCGUGUACCGAGCGCUCAACCUGAACACGGGCCAGAUGGUCGCUGUGAAGCGGAUACGCCUGGAGGGCCUGAAGGAGGACGAGAUCGCGCAGCUCAUGAAGGAGGUGGACCUGGUGAAGAGUCUGUCGCACCCCAGUAUCGUCAAGUACGAGGGGAUGGCACGCGACGACGACACGCUCAACAUCGUUCUUGAGUACGCCGAGAACGGGUCCCUGGGUCAGACACUGAAGGCGUUUGGGAAACUGAAUGAGCGACUCGUCGCCAAUUAUGUCGUCAAGAUUUUGGAAGGGCUGCACUACCUCCAUCAGAACGACGUCGUCCACUGCGACCUAAAGGCGGCGAACAUCCUGACGACGAAGACCGGCAACGUCAAGCUGUCCGACUUUGGUGUCUCGCUCAAUCUCCGCGCCAUGGAGCGUGAGAUGAAGGACGUCGCGGGCACCCCGAACUGGAUGGCACCCGAGGUCAUCGAGCUCAAGGGCGCGUCUACGAAGUCCGACAUCUGGUCGCUUGCUUGCACAGUCAUCGAGCUGCUGACGGGACGGCCUCCGUACGCGGAUAUCGCGAACAGCAUGUCUGUCAUGUUCCGCAUCGUGGAGGACGCCUCGCCGCCGUUGCCGGAGGAAUGCUCCGAGAGCUUGCAGGACUUCUUGCGAAUGUGCUUCCACAAGGAUCCUACGAAGCGCCCGAGCGCGGAACAGCUAUGCGAUCACGAGUGGCUCAAGAAACACUCGGCUGCUCACAAGCAUUUGCAGGAGCUGCGGCCGCAAGACAGCAUCCCGUUCUUGCGCCGCGUCAGCGCUGACAUGCAGAAAUCGAAGUCCAUCCACUUCCUUGCUGACAUCGGGCAGCAGGUCUCAGAUCCGGUGGCUAUUGACCGUCGGACCUCCCUCGAUCAACCGUCGUCUCCCAUUCGGCCGAGGCUGUCGAACGGUCAGGACGCCAUCUCUCCCCGAGAGCAUUCCUUCGUGAAGACGACGUUUGGGAAACCGGUCAUUUGCAGAGUAUGCCUCCAGAGCGUCAAGAAGAGUGCUGUGCUUUGCGAACAGUGCAGCCUCAUCGCUCACGCGAGAUGUGCCCCCAACGCUCCGCCUACUUGCGACCUACGUUCUCAGCUGCUCCUUUACGCGCAGUACGCGGAGAGCGGGAAUCCUGUGAACCCUUAUUCUCCUAUGGAAAUUCUCGCGGCAGCAGCACAGGGCGGUCCCCCUACAAGCCCAACCAGCCACACGUCCGAUGACGGUUAUUCGCGGCGUACGAGCAUUGAAUCCGUUCAGACGCCGCCCAAUCUCUCUGGCGUGCAUGGCCACGUACACCCUCCUACAGCAUUCAAAGUCUUCUCCGCCUUCAAGCGAUCCCGGUCCUCGUUAACGAUUGAUCAAGACCAUCAGGUACAGUCCUCGCCCGCUUCGUCGUCUCAACCAACCCGACAAGUUACCCACAAGAAGUCGGUUCUUCGUCGCAAGAACACUGAGGUUUCUGAACGCCCGCGCUCAAUCUCGAGUAAUACGAGUACCACGCCCAACUCUGCCAGCAUGCGUAGCGCCGUCACCGCCGCCGAGAGUGUCUCAUCGAGUCACCGUCGCAGUCAGAUAUCAGCCGACUUUAUGUACAGCAGGAUCCCUGAUACCUCUCCACGCACCGCAUCCUCUGCUUCUCAGGACUAUCCAGGUGAACUCUUUUUAUUAUUGCAUAUCAUGAUAGUUCCUAUUACGCGCCCUUAA
Molecule: messenger RNA, 5265 nt
Organism: Dichomitus squalens LYAD-421 SS1
Lineage: Eukaryota; Fungi; Basidiomycota; Agaricomycetes; Polyporales; Polyporaceae
Product: Pkinase-domain-containing protein
Exons: 9
Coding region: 1-5265 (1754 amino acids)
Biological process (GO): protein phosphorylation
Molecular function (GO): protein binding; protein kinase activity; ATP binding
Source: RefSeq, a predicted model, not a curated record